AUGGCCCUCCUACAGUAUCCUGCCCCGGUUGACUACGCCGCCCAACAGGAGGCUUUCAAGGAUUUCUUAAAACACUUCAAAACCUUUGAAUCCGCGUCGGAAGCGGCUGCGACAGAAGCUAUCCAGGGAUUGCGCAUUGAUGGCGAUCGGAGCGAAGAUGAAUACGAUUUCAUGGAUGAUGUUGACACCGAGCAGGGUCGCCGGCGUCGUGACCCUAAAACCAAAUACAUGCAGGUUCUCCAGGACAUCGCCAACAGAGAUAGCAAUAACAUUUUGAUUGAAUUGGAUGACUUGGAAACAUUCGAAAAAUCCCUUCCUUCAGAUUCGGACCUCAAGCUGGUCGAGUCUAUUCAAGCGAAUGCUAAGCGCUACAUCGAUGUUUUCUCAGAAGCAGUGGAUGCCGUGAUGCCUAGGGAGACGAAAGAGAUUUCUUUCAAAGAUGACGUCCUCGACAUUAUCAUGUCGCAACGUGAUAAACGCAACGAAACGGUACAAAUGGCUGCAGAAGCUGAGAUGGAUGCUACUCCACCACAAGCAAUGUUUCCUCCCGAAUUGACACGCCGAUACACUCUAAACUUCAAGCCUUUGACACUGUCUGAGUCUAGUACUGGAAAGAGUCUGAAGGCGCUGGCUGUUCGCCAUAUCCGCGGCGAGCACCUUGGCACAUUGAUCACUGUCAGAGGAAUUGUAACGCGAGUGUCGGACGUCAAACCAGCCGUUAGGAUCAAUGCUUACACGUGCGAUCGAUGCGGUAGCGAGGUGUUCCAACCCAUCACAUCCAAGUCAUUUCUGCCUAUGACUGAAUGUCCUUCCGAAGAGUGUGUUGCAAACAACUCCAAAGGACAAUUGUUUUUAUCCACUCGGGCAUCCAAAUUUGUCCCGUUCCAGGAGGUCAAAAUUCAGGAAAUGGCAGACCAGGUCCCAGUUGGCCAUAUUCCCAGGACUUUGACGGUGAACUGUAACGGAAGUUUAACACGACAACUCAAUCCGGGAGACGUCGUUGAUAUUGCUGGAAUUUUCCUGCCUACGCCGUAUACCGGAUUUAGGGCAAUCCGUGCCGGUCUGCUCACGGACACAUACCUUGAAGCGCAACAUAUUACUCAACAUAAGAAGGCAUACGACAACAUGGUAAUGGACAUUCGGACAGUGCGAAGAAUGGAACAGUACAAAAAUUCAGGGCAUCUGUACGAAUACCUUGCCCAGUCUAUCGCUCCUGAGAUUUACGGUCAUCUCGACGUCAAGAAGGCUCUAUUGCUACUUCUGAUUGGUGGUGUGAACAAGGACAUGGCUGAUGGAAUGCACAUUCGUGGAGACAUCAACAUCUGUCUCAUGGGUGACCCUGGUGUUGCCAAGUCUCAGUUGCUCCGGUAUAUCUGCAAGGUCGCGCCUCGUGGCAUCUACACGACUGGUCGAGGCAGCAGUGGCGUUGGUCUUACUGCCGCCGUUAUGCGAGAUCCUGUCACCGAUGAGAUGAUUCUGGAAGGUGGUGCGCUUGUGCUCGCUGACAACGGCAUUUGCUGUAUUGAUGAGUUCGAUAAAAUGGACGAUUCAGACCGAACUGCCAUCCAUGAAGUUAUGGAACAACAGACUAUCUCUAUUUCCAAGGCCGGCAUCACUACAACACUCAAUGCCAGAACAUCGAUUCUUGCUGCUGCCAAUCCUCUGUAUGGUCGCUAUAACCCUCGCAUCUCUCCCGUUGAAAACAUUAACCUUCCUGCUGCUCUUCUCUCUCGGUUUGAUGUGAUGUUCCUCAUGCUGGACACUCCAUCCCGCGAUACCGAUGAAGACUUGGCGCGACACGUCACGUAUGUUCACAUGCACAAUAAACAUCCAGAAAAUGAAAAUUCUUCGGUUGUUUUCAGCCCUAACGAGGUCCGUCAAUUUGUUGCUCGCGCUCGUACAUACCGCCCGGUGGUUCCCAAAGAAGUAUCCGACUACAUGGUUGGUGCAUAUGUGCGUAUGCGUAAACAACAGAAGAAGGAUGAGGGAAGCAAGCGACAAUUUUCGCAUGUCGCGCCGCGUACCCUUCUUGGCGUGGUGCGUCUCUCUCAGGCGUUGGCCCGUUUGCGCUUCAGCCAUGAAGUUGUCACCGAUGACGUUGACGAAGCACUUCGGCUGGUUGAAGUUAGUAAGGCGUCUCUUUCCAACGAGAGUAGCGGUGAAGGAGACCAAACGCCGGUCAGCAAGAUCUACAACCUCAUCCGUGGCAUGCGGGAAAGUGGUGCCGCCGCAGCCGGCGAUGGACACGAAGGUCAGCUCAACCUUCGCAAGGUUCGUGAACGGGUCAUUGCAAAGGGCUUCACUGAGCCUCAGCUUACGGAGACGAUCGAAGAAUAUGCAGGAAUGGAUGUUUGGCAAAUCACUGGCGACGGCACUCGUCUUCUUUUUGUGGAUGUCGAUAGCAUGGAUAUAUAG
Talaromyces atroroseus is the source of this 2415-nucleotide messenger RNA. Its product is annotated as DNA replication licensing factor mcm7. Gene Ontology annotation, molecular function: ATP binding; ATP hydrolysis activity; single-stranded DNA binding. Gene Ontology annotation, cellular component: MCM complex; nucleus. Bases 1 to 2415 code for a protein of 804 amino acids. The record is from RefSeq and is a predicted model, not a curated record. The transcript is spliced from 4 exons. Lineage: Eukaryota; Fungi; Ascomycota; Eurotiomycetes; Eurotiales; Trichocomaceae. Gene Ontology annotation, biological process: DNA replication; double-strand break repair via break-induced replication; DNA strand elongation involved in DNA replication.